Beta vulgaris subsp. vulgaris (sugar beet) is the source of this 1315-nucleotide messenger RNA. RefSeq lists its product as hypothetical. The record is from RefSeq and is a predicted model, not a curated record. Lineage: Eukaryota; Viridiplantae; Streptophyta; Magnoliopsida; Caryophyllales; Amaranthaceae. Gene Ontology annotation, biological process: root development; shoot system development. The transcript has a single exon. Bases 119 to 1072 code for a protein of 317 amino acids.
CCAACUUCAAACCACAUUUUUAACUCUUCACAGCUCUAUCAUAUUCAACUCCUCCAUUCUCUCUCCAACUCCUUAACAAACAAAACAAAACCACCCUCUAAUACACCAGCUAGCUAGCAUGGGAAGAUAUAGGCGUACGGUCUCAUUUCCAAACCCGCCGACGCCGAAUAUCCGGGCCAACCGGCCCGCAGCCAAGGGCUACCACGUCCGAUCGGCCUCGCUCCCGUGCGGCCGAUCCCACCCGCUGAUCCCGCAGCUCCGCGAUGAGGUUGCGGAGCUCGGGACUUGGGAGAUGGCUCGGUCCGGGCCACGAUCGGGCCAGCUCGUAGACGGGCUGGCCCGGUUGAAGAGUGUCCUAGACUCCCUAGACGAUGUACUACAGCUGCCGCAGACCCAGGAUUUUCUGUCCUCAAAAACUGACGUGGUUGAGAAACUUUUAGAAGAUUUCCUUCGAUUUGUUGACGUCUACGGGAUUUUUCAGGCCUCCUUGUUGGGCCUUAAGCAGGAGGUUUCGGCUGCCCAAGUCGCCCUCCGCAGGAAGGACGACUCUAAGUUGGGUCUCUACAUGAAGGCCCAAAAGAAGAUUGCUAGUGAAGUCGGCAAGCUACUCUCGGCCGUUGGCUCUGUCCCACAGCAGCUGCCGGUGGUCACUAGUGCUGUUGUCGUGGUAUCGGACUACGACCAUGAACUAGGGCCCGUCAUCAGAGAUGUGCACCGGCUAACGGCCUCGGUUUCUGAGGCGGUCUUCGGCUCCGUGUCGGGCUGUUAUGGGCCGGGCCGAAGGUGGGCAGGUUUCGGGCUUGGGUGGAGGGUGAAGAAGGAAGAACAAGGGGUGAUUGAGGAGUUUCAAAAGGUGAUAGGAGGAGUGGAGAGUUUGUUGGAGAUGAGAAAAAAUAUUAAGGGAGAUAAGAAGAAACAUAAUAAUGAGGAGGAGAUUUUGAGAAUGGGAGUAUUAAAGGGGAUGCAAGAGUUGGAGGAUUGUAUUGGAGACAUGGAAAAACAAAGUGAGAGAGUGUUUAGGAGUUUGAUUAGCACAAGAGUCUCUCUUCUUAACAUCCUAACUCAUGCAUAAAUCUCUUUCAUAUCAAUUGAACUGAAAAUGACACUAGUAACUAAUUUUCUUUGUUUUUUCUCUUAUUAUUUUUGGAGAGUAUAAGAAAGUAUAAAAGGAUGAAAAAUGAAAGAGUUGGAAAAAAAAAAAAAUUAAUGCAAAGUCCAUACUUUCAGUUUUCUUUUUGCCCUUUUUCCUCCCUUGUAAAGUAUUCUUUUAUACAUAGACAUAAUGUAUACAUAUUUCUCUCAGUUCAAACUUUUA